CCAUUUCGGGUUAGUAUUAGCCACAGCAGCUAGCCGCCUCUGGCUGCAGUUUGUACAGGUCUGUCGCUGUGUUUCUGUGAGUGUUUGAUGAGGUUGAAAAGCGGGGGAAAUGUGGUCCUUUUUCGCCAGGGAUCCUGUCAAAGACUUCGCUUAUGAAAUUCUCCCAGAAAGCCCGGAGAAGUCGGGAAUAUGGACUCUGCAUCGGGGGAAGAGAAAGACAUCAGGAGAUCCGGUGUCGGUGUUUGUCUACGAGGUGGCUCAGGGAACAGAGCAGCAGACCCAGCUAGCCAAGGCGGCUUUCAAGAGGAUGAAGACCCUGCGCCAUCCUAACAUUCUGGCAUAUGUUGAUGGACUAGAGACAGAUAAGAGCCUAUAUGUGGUCACUGAGCAGGUGACUCCUCUCUCAGUUCACCUGAAGGUCCAGGCAGAGAAAGGGGGCGCCGGAGAGCUGGAGAUCUCCUGGGGCCUCCACCAGAUAGUGAAAGCUCUGAGUUUUCUGGUCAACGACUGCCAUCUGCUCCACAACAACCUGGGUAUCUGGGCGGUUUUUGUGGAUCGAGCCGGAGAGUGGAAGCUCGGCGCCCUCGACCACUUGGCGCCCGAGCAGGGCGACCCGAGCGGCGUGUCCCUCCCCACGCCGAAGGCUGUUUACCCGGACAUGGAGAAGUACGACCCGCCGGAGAUGUCCAACAGCAGCGGGGAGAAAUGGGCAGGGGAGGUGUGGCGACUGGGAUGUUUGAUAUGGGAGGUUUUUAACGGACCUCUCCCUCGGACAUCAUCCCUCCGAUCUCUGGGAAAAAUUCCCAAGUCGCUGGUGCCCCACUACUGUGAGCUGGUCGGGGCGAAUCCCCGGGCUCGACCGAACCCGGCCCGCUUCCUCCAGAACUGCAGGGCUCCCGGAGGUUUCCUCUGCAACAGCUUCGUGGAAAGUAACCUCUUCCUGGAGGAGAUCCAGAUCAAGGACCCAGCUGAGAAGCAGCAGUUUUUUCAGGACCUGAAUGAUCAUCUAGACUCUUUUCCCGAAGACUUCUGUAAACAUAAAGUCCUUCCUCAGCUGCUCACCGCCUUCGAGUUCGGAAACGCGGGCGCCAUCAUCCUCACGCCGCUCUUUAAGGUGGGGAAGUUCUUGUCAGCAGAAGAAUACCAACAGAAAAUCAUUCCUGUCAUAGUGAAGAUGUUUUCCUCCACAGACCGAGCGAUGAGGAUACGACUUCUACAGCAGAUGGAGCAGUUCAUUCAGUAUCUGAACGAGGCGGCGGUUAACUCCCAGAUUUUCCCUCACGUCGUCCACGGCUUCACGGACACCAACCCCGCCAUCAGAGAGCAGACGGUUAAGUCGAUGUUGCUGCUGGCGCCCAAACUGAACGAGACCAACCUGAACCAGGAGCUCAUGCGUCACUUCGCCCGGCUGCAGGCCAGAGACGAGCAGGGCCCGAUCCGCUGCAACACCACCGUGUGCUUGGGCAAAAUCGCCUCCUACCUCAACGCCGGGACCCGGCAGAGAAUCCUGGUCUCUGCGUUUUCUCGAGCCACUAAAGACCCGUUUCCUGCUUCGCGUUCUGCCGGCGUGCUUGGCUUCGCAGCAACACACAACUACUACAGUGUUUCAGAGAUCGCCGCCCGCAUCCUGCCCACGCUCUGCGCCGUCACUGUGGAUCCUGAUAAGGGCGUCAGGGAGCAGGCGUUCAAAGCCAUCAAGAGCUUCCUCACCAAGCUGGAGACGGUUUCUGAAGAUCCAAACAAGCUGGCUGAGAUCGAGAAGGAUGUGGGAUCGAGCGCUCAGCCUGCAGGAGCUUCGUCCAGCUGGGCCGGCUGGGCCGUGACCGGCGUCUCCUCGCUCACCUCCAAGCUGAUCCGCAACAACCCAGGAGCCGAGGGCAGCGCCGCAGCCGAGGGCAGCGGGCCGUCCAGCGGGCCGUCCAGCGGAACCAGCCCCACCAGCGCCACUGAUGGAGCAUCAGCCUUAAGCAAAGAUGCAGAAGAUAAAACCCAACAGUCCUCCUUGUCUCACCGCGGAGCGUCUGAUCGGACCAACCAGUCGCCGACGCCUGGAGCAACAGACAACGAUGAAGAGCAAAUCGGGGACCGCUGCGACGAUGAAGAGGACUGGGGCAGCUUAGAGGAACCGGAAAAAGCUCAGACUGAUGACUGGAACACCGACUGGUCUGGAGCUGCAUCAGCCAAAAAGAAAGCCACUGAUAGAGGAGCUGGACGAUCGUCCGCCUCCAUGGCGAUGAAAAAGCAAAGCUCUGACUGGAGCAGCUCCGGCUGGGACGCCGACGACAGCUGGUCCAACGAGAAGGAAGGCCAGGGUCAGAGUUCAGCGGGCGAGGAGGGCUGGGGCAACGACUGGGGGGAGGAGGAGACGGACGUGACGUCAGGCAACCUGCCGCUGCCUGAUGGCGUCCGGCUCGCCAGCGAGUACAACUGGGACAGCAGCUCCGGGAACGGCGCCACGCAGAACGACCUGUUCGCCAGCGUGUCUCAGAGAAACACGGCUGCUGCCACGACUGGAGCCGGCUGGAGCUCAGAGACGACCGGAGACUGGGGCACCGAGAGCUGGGAGUCGGUCGAAGGAGGCCAGAAUCUCAGCAAGGUGGAGCUGUCGAAGAAGAAACGAGAGGAAAGGAGGAAAGAGUUGGAGGCCAAGCGGGCGGAACGGAAAGCUGCUAAAGGUCCUCUGAAACUCGGAGCACGCAAGCUGGACUGAUUCUGGUCGAACAGGAGGGCUGGGACACGGAGUCCAGCAGUGGACAGAGUUUCUACUAGCAGCCAGUAAAGAAAACUGAACAGUUCCUUUAACAAAGAAGACUUGGAUGCUGGAACAAAGGAGGAUUUUCUGUCUUUUCUCUUUAAAAGACUGAUGGGAGUUAAGGUAAAGACGGAAAUGUGAUGGGAAAUCCAAAGAGACUUAAAGCAGGAUGCAUUAGCAAAAUGAAUCAUUGAGUUGCUGUUGUACAGUAAAUGUAUAUACCCUGUGCAUCAUGUGUUAAAUUACUUCUUUUUUUUUUAAGAGAGAGAUACGUAUAACAUACAGAACGUCCUGUAAGGUUUCACUGAUUGUCUUUCAGUGCGUUCUGUAGUCACACACAUGGAUAUGACUGUUUUUAGUUCAUCUGUUCCAGAUUUUAGACUGAAAAUCAGACCAUGCAUGCACCUGUGGCCUAACAACAAUCUCCAUUGCAACAGAUUACAUUCGUGUCUUCACUUUGCACAUAUAGCACUGUAUUUACUCUGUGAGAGCGGGCACAGCUGACUGGCUGCAGGCAUGUCAGUGAAGCCUUUUUUUGGAGCGAUAAUGAAUCAGCGUGAGCAAAUACAAAAGCAGAAAGAUGUUAAUUUAUAGUAGAAACUGUUUACAUUUUUCCCCGUCUAAUGGAGGAUUUAAGAUUCCAGCAGGGGUCGCUGCAGACACAAAAGGAAAGUUGCGUCUGUAGUAGUUUGGUCAGGAUGAAAUGUACAUGUUGUACUGCUGUGCCUUUUUAUUUGGCUGCAGAUCUACUCUAAUAAUAAACUCCCAAAACCGAAAUCUUCACCAUCAAACACUUUGGCUCCUCAACUUCUGAACUUUAGCGCACUCUGUUUUUCACUCGUACUUUCAUUGUAGCCUUUUAUCUUCCGUUUCUGUCACGGUUUGUACUGAUUACAAAUCCUUGAAGCCAGGGACAGAGUCAGUUGCAAGACGCUAAUCUGUAAGAAGCGGUGUGGUUUUGGUCUGAAGAGGGUCGCCGGUCAAGUCAUGGUGCAUGUGUGCUAUUCCAAAAUAAAAACAAAUACUCAAAAAUUA
Molecule: messenger RNA, 3787 nt
Organism: Gambusia affinis (western mosquitofish)
Lineage: Eukaryota; Metazoa; Chordata; Actinopteri; Cyprinodontiformes; Poeciliidae
Gene: scyl1
Product: SCY1-like, kinase-like 1
Exons: 18
Coding region: 110-2710 (866 amino acids)
Biological process (GO): protein phosphorylation
Molecular function (GO): ATP binding; protein kinase activity
Source: RefSeq, a predicted model, not a curated record